AUGUUGUCUGACGUUGAUAACCCUGGACCUGGAUUUGAGUAUUUUUUAAGCACUCCUUGCGGGAAUUGGAAUCUGCUAGAAUAUUUCGAGGCAUGGACUGCCAACUACGGUUUGGAUAAGGCGAAUCUAGUAAGGAGAUUCAACACACAGUUACAGAUAGUAAGAGAGCACGGCACAGACGAAGAAAAGAGGAAUGCAAUGCGUCUUGAGCUGCAGUUCAAGUUUGUCAUUGUAUGCUACCCAUGGGACUUCGUCUCCGCAUGGUUAUGGACUUCGUCUCCGCUGCAGGCUGCAGCUACCCAUGGGACUUCGUCUCCGCAUGGUUAUGGACUUCGUCUCCGCUGCAGCCAACUUACUGAUUUUGCAGUCAAUUUCCUAAUAUAG
Messenger RNA from Ambispora leptoticha, 384 nucleotides. The record is from the annotation of a GenBank genome assembly. NCBI's taxonomy places the organism in Eukaryota, Fungi, Glomeromycota, Glomeromycetes, Archaeosporales, Ambisporaceae.